Molecule: messenger RNA, 432 nt
Organism: Triticum turgidum subsp. durum (durum wheat)
Lineage: Eukaryota; Viridiplantae; Streptophyta; Magnoliopsida; Poales; Poaceae
Source: the annotation of a GenBank genome assembly
AUGGCGAAGCCAAACCGGAUGAGCCUCACUGUCGGCGCGAGAAGAGUUUUCGACUUCAAGGUCGAAGACUACUCCUUGGCUCGAACGAUGGCCGGAGUUGGGGAGUCCUUCCAGUCCGACACCUUCUCCGUCGGCGGCUACGACUGGGCCGUGCGCUUCUCCCCGUGGAGUUCAUCGCUCAAUCUCGUGCUUUUGAGCGAGCUGCAGGCCAUCGAGCGCGUCGGGGCGAAGUUUGCGUUCACGCUGCUCGACAAGUCCGGCAAGCCGUCGGCGGCUGUGCGGAAGAAGAAGUGUUCGGAGUUCCUGCUCAAGGGCCAAGAACAUGGCUUUUACGGUUUCGUGAGCCGUGCAGAUCUGGGGAAGUACAUGCGCAGAGACUGCUUCGUCGUGCGCUGCUCCGUUUCUGUUCUCAGGCGACCAACAAGGCGCUAG